Molecule: messenger RNA, 1231 nt
Organism: Pimephales promelas (fathead minnow)
Lineage: Eukaryota; Metazoa; Chordata; Actinopteri; Cypriniformes; Leuciscidae
Source: RefSeq, a predicted model, not a curated record
UCCUCUUUGGGAUGUUUUGUGUUGCUCUGGUGAACAUCUGAGCGUUUCUUCCUGUGGUUUUGUCUUCCUCUGGAUUACUCUUGGAAUGUUUAUUGUCUUCGUGAUAUUAGAUAAAAACAGUGAUCACAGUUCACACCUGCAGUGAAGCCCCUCCCACAACAAUUCACCAAUAAAUACUGGGAAUAUUCCCAUCAUCCUACAAGAGAAGGACAAACUCCAGGAGUAGCAGCUGAAAUCUGUGUGACUGUUAAAGAUGGAGUUUAUUAAAGAAGAGAUUGAAGACAUGAAUGAUCCAGAACCAUCCAGAAUAAAACAUGAAGAUACUGAGGAGCAAAUAGACCAGGUGAGAGUGAAAGAGCAAAGACAAGAACUGAUUGAAGAGGAGGAGGAACAUCGUAACUUUACAAUUCAAAGAAUAAAAGCCGAAAAGACGCACACCUGCAUUUUCACAGAGAAAGGACACCUUAACACACACAUGAGAAUUCACACUGGACAGAAACUAUAUACAUGCAAUCAAUGUGGAAAGAGUUUCAGAAAUACAUCAGGUCUCAGUGUUCAUCUGCGCAUUCACUCUGGAGAGAAACCGUAUACAUGCACGCAGUGUGGAAAGAGUUUCAUACAUAAAGGACACCUUAACACACACAUGAGAAUUCACACUGGAGAGAAACCGUAUACAUGCAAUCAGUGUGGAAGGAGUUUUUCUCAAUCAUCAACUCUCAGUGUUCAUCUGCUCCGUCACUCCGGAGAAAAGCCAUUUUACUGUGAUCAGUGUGACAAAGAUUUUGUUUCAUCAUCAAAUCUAAAAUCACACCUAAAAGUUCAUUCAGAUGAGAAGCCUUAUGUGUGUUCUCUCUGUGGAAAGAGUUUUUCAAGGCUGUACAGUUUUAAACUGCACCAGAAAACACACAAUGAAGUGAGAGAUUAUGUGUGCUUUGACUGUGGGAAGAGCUUUACUACAUCUGGUGAACUGAAACUGCAUCAAAGGAUUCAUACUGGAGAAAAACCUUACAAGUGCUCAUAUUGUGACAAGAGUUUUACUCGGUCUGCACACCAGAAAUCACACGAGCGAGUUCACACUGGAGAGAAGCCGAACGAUUACACCGAUCAAGUAAUCUAGUAACUCAUAUGAGAAAGCAUUGUUCUGUGUCACUGUGAGCUGUGUUAGAUUCACAUUAAGUAAAUGUGUAGUUAGUUAACUAAUAAACUAGUGUUGCUGUGAAAUGCCACAAGA